Molecule: messenger RNA, 1116 nt
Organism: Drechmeria coniospora
Lineage: Eukaryota; Fungi; Ascomycota; Sordariomycetes; Hypocreales; Ophiocordycipitaceae
Product: COBW domain-containing protein
Exons: 6
Coding region: 1-1116 (371 amino acids)
Cellular component (GO): cytoplasm
Source: RefSeq, a predicted model, not a curated record
AUGGAUUUUGAUGACGAUGCCCCGCCGGAGCUGGUUGAGACCGCGCAGCGACUGCAGGAUGAAGAAGUAAAGGUCAAGGUGCCCAUCACCAUCGUGACAGGAUAUCUGGGCGCAGGCAAGACGACGCUGUUGAACUACAUUCUCACAGCACAACAUGGCAAGAGAAUCGCCGUCAUUAUGAAUGAAUUUGGAGACUCGCUCGACAUCGAAAAGUCCCUGACGGUCAACACGGGCGAUGAGAAAGUCGAGGAGUGGCUUGAAGUUGGCAACGGUUGCAUCUGCUGCUCGGUCAAGGACACGGGGGUCAACGCCAUCGAGUCACUCAUGGCGAAGAAGGGCGCCUUUGAUUACAUUCUCCUCGAAACGACCGGCCUCGCCGAUCCCGGCAACCUUGCACCGCUGUUCUGGGUCGACGACGGCUUGGGUAGCACCAUUUACCUUGACGGAAUUGUGACCUUGGUCGACGCAAAGAACAUUCUGCGCAGUCUUGAUGAUUCCAGCGGGAAAUCCGGGACGAAUGAGCAUCACGAUGACCAUGGCCCACUGAUGACAACGGCGCACUUGCAGAUCUCGCACGCCGACGUCAUCGUCCUCAACAAGUCUGACUUGGUGAGCGAUGAAGAGCUGAGACAAGUCACAGCGAGGAUCGAGUCCAUCAACGGACUCGCCAAGGUGCACGUGACAGAGAAGAGCGUCGUUCCUCAACUCGAGGGCUUCUUGCUCGAUCUGCAUGCCUACGACCAGGUCAAAGAGGCCGAGUUCGAAGUCAAGGGACAUAGCCACCUUGAUCCGACAAUAUCCACCAUAUCUAUCCCGGUUCCACGUCUUCGCCUAGAUCAGCUCGAGCAUGUCGACCGCUGGCUACGAUCCGUCCUUUGGGACAGCAAGAUUCCUCAUGCAGAUGAGGAGGGCGACUUUGAGAUUCAUCGAUGCAAGGGUCGCCUGAUAUUCCAGAAUGGCGACGUCAAAAUUUUGCAAGGUGUGAGAGAAAUAUUUGAACUUAUCGAUUCCCCAAAUGGUGAAGGGACGGAUGCCUUGGAGGGGAAGAUCAUCUUCAUCGGGAGGAAGGUGAAGGGUGUGGAUUUUGAGGCAAGUUUGCGGAGAGCGAUGGAAUAA